UCUAUGGGAAAGCGCACCUUGGUUUUGGAACACUUUGGUUUUGGAACGGACUUCUGGAACGGAUUAAGUUUGAGAACCAAGGUACCACUUUACUUUGCUUUUCCAAGGAAUCUGGGUAAAAGUUGAAUCCAGUAGAAGUAAUCUGAGCCUUGAAAAGAGGGCUGAAGAAAAAGCCACCCUCAUCACCUUAUGUCCAAGAAGGUAGUGAUUGGUGGUGAUGGUGGGGCUUAGAGGCUUUGUGGCCACCAGGGAAAAAGGGAGCACCCCCAUAUUGGUGGUGCCUGCUCUAAGAAGAUACUUGGCUCAGGAAUGGGCUUUCAGCACUAGAACUGAGCUCCAAGUCCUUCCACAUACAAAAACAAGUUCUGUUUUUUCUUCCAAGUUUUUCACCACACAGCCUGAUUUUUAGAAAGCACGCACACACACACACAUCCCUUUUUUGCUGCUGUUCUCGUCAAACAGUUGGGAAACAGGAUCCCUUGGAGAUCUACCCAAAGAGCUGUCAGGAAAUCCAGAUCCACCUCCUCCCGGCUCGUGCUUGUUCCUCUUGGUGAUUCUAGCUGCACGAGACUCGGGUUGCCCUCUGAAAACGUAAAUGAAAAAAAUGUCAGACCCGCAUUCAAAGAGGCGUGAUUAACACUUCCUGAUCUUGGAUUGCCUUGGUCAGGCUGGUUCGCACGCCACUGCUUGCAGACAUUUCCCCUUGUUACGGAGAGCUUAGCGGACUCAUGCACCGCUUCCAGGAUGGCUGAGGACAUACUUUAUGCUGAUAUAAAGUUCGCUUCUCAGACACACUCUUCAAGCCUGCGCAGCCCAUCUCAACAACUUGCUGCUCCCCAGCAUUCCCGUUGGAUCCAGAUCGCUCUGUGGGCGGCAUGCAUUGGGAAUGUCAUCCUCGUGAUAGCUGUGAUAGUCCUGGCUUUGCAGCUGGAACCUGAAAAGGAAAAAAUUGUGCUGAACAAUGGUGGAUGCAAUGCCUCAACAGACAAGUUUCAGGCUUUCCUAAGACUCAACUUCUGCAAUCAAAAUCAGAAUAGGUCCUCAGAUAAUUCCCCUUGCAAAGUGUGCCCUCUACAAUGGCAGCUCCACAGGGACAAGUGCUACUGGCCAUCGGAAGAUACUAAAACCUGGGAUGAGAGCCAACAUGACUGUUCAACAAGGGAUUCUCAACUGCUGGUCAUCCAAGACAAGGAGGAGCUGGAUUUCAUAGAAAGCAUUACUAAAAAUUCAAAAUACUGGAUUGGACUCUCACUAUUAAAAUCGAAGAAGAAAUGGACUUGGAUUACAGGCUCCCAGCUUGAUCAGAGUCUAUUUCCAGAACCAGACUAUGGUGAAGGAAACUACUGUGCUGCAAUAAAACAAAGUGUUAGCUCUGAACCCUGCAAUCGUCCACUUCAGUGGAUUUGCCAGAAAGACACUCUCCUACUGUGAUAUUUUAGUUUGAUAAAUGCAAUAAUUAUGUGGGUUUUUGUUAUUUGCCAGGAACGCACAAUAAAAAUGUCACUGAGUUACUGAGAAGAUUA
Molecule: messenger RNA, 1523 nt
Organism: Podarcis raffonei (Aeolian wall lizard)
Lineage: Eukaryota; Metazoa; Chordata; Lepidosauria; Squamata; Lacertidae
Product: killer cell lectin-like receptor subfamily B member 1A
Exons: 6
Coding region: 745-1431 (228 amino acids)
Source: RefSeq, a predicted model, not a curated record